ACCGCCAGCAAUCGCCUAGCGAACAGCCAACGGUCAACAUAUAGCAGCCACUUAGCUCUAUAGCUGAUACAACACAACCUUUUCAAACAACGCAGUUUGUGUAAACAAUCAAAUUGUCGCAGCCAUAUCGAGUGUGCUUACAAGUUCAGCGGAAAGUUUUUCGAAUACCACUUGAAAACCAAUCAAUCAAUAAAGAUGUCUGCUUCGCCGACCGCCCGUCAAGCCAUUACCCAGGCUCUGCCCAUGAUGACCAGGAAGAUUAUCAUCUCGGAUCCAAUGCAGAUGCCCGAGGUCUACUCCUCUACACCCGGAGGAACCCUGUACUCCACCACCCCUGGAGGCACUAAACUGAUCUACGAGCGGGCCUUCAUGAAGAAUCUCCGUGGCUCCCCCCUGAGCCAAACGCCCCCACCCAAUGUGCCCAGUUGUUUGCUGAGGGGCACUCCCCGUACUCCCUUCCGCAAAUGUGUGCCCGUCCCAACGGAACUGGUCAAGAAGACAAAGUCUCUGAAGAUCGAAGAUCAGGAACAGUUCCAACUGGAUCUGUAGGGGAUAUGGUCGAAGUCCCUCCAAGCAGCAACUGCCAAAAUCAUUUAGUCAAUAGAUAAACCCACUAAAACCCGAUCUUAUAAGCUUAGUGUGCAUCGUUUUAGCCAUACCCAUCAACUAGAUGCUAAGUUCUUAGUUCUUCCACAUUGUUUUGUUCUUUCGGUCAUAUUGACUUUGUAACUUGGAAACUCUAGAAGUUAAGUAAAAAGCAAUAAAAAAAUACACAUAAU
Drosophila subpulchrella is the source of this 779-nucleotide messenger RNA. It is a transcript of the gene Thor, whose product is annotated as eukaryotic translation initiation factor 4E-binding protein 3. The transcript has 2 exons. Gene Ontology annotation, biological process: negative regulation of translational initiation. The record is from RefSeq and is a predicted model, not a curated record. Gene Ontology annotation, cellular component: cytoplasm. Gene Ontology annotation, molecular function: eukaryotic initiation factor 4E binding. The coding region runs from base 196 to 549 and encodes 117 amino acids. NCBI's taxonomy places the organism in Eukaryota, Metazoa, Arthropoda, Insecta, Diptera, Drosophilidae.